AUGAAUCAAGAAUCAGAUUCUGGUAAUACAUCAUUUCUAGAUAUAAAUUGGUCAUUACAUUCAAAUGAUGAUCUAUUAUUAUUCCCACCAACAACAACACCCAAUACUCAAGAUAAAGUAGAUGAUAUCAAUAUAAUCAAUAAUAGUAAUAACAGUAAUAAUGAAACUUUAUCACAAAUUAGAAAGUUAUAUAAUGAAAUGUAUUCACAUUUUAUAAAUAUUCAAGGAUUAGUGAUUCAAGGAGGAGAAGAAUUUAUAUCAGAGGAAAGAGUAAGAGAGAUUGUAUCAAUCUCUAAUCGUUAUCAAUCUGUUAUAUUAUCGACAAGAGAUCAAAUUCAAAAAGCAUUGGCAACAGGUCAUUAUUUGGAUUAUGAUGAUGCCGACACUCAUCACAAUCCCUACGACAAUGAUCUAAAGACCAAGGAAAGAUCAAGAAUCUCUCAAAUCAUGGAAGAUGCCUAUCAAAAGAACUUUUCAUUAAUUAUCUUUUGUGGUCACGUCGAUUCAAUCUAUCCUUCUCUUUGUUUUGAUCUAUCCAAACAAAUUGGUAUUCAAUGUAAAUUAAUUACUAGAAAUUCAAACAUCUUUAAACAUCAAUCACAAAAUCAAUCUCAAAUUGAUAAAUUUAAUAAUGAUCAAAACAAAAUGAAAAAUAAUUUAAUAAUAUUAAAUAGAAAAGAAUAUUCAAAGAGAAUUGAAUAUAUUGAAAAUAAUAUAAAUGAUUUGGAAAAUCCAAUUUUUAUUGAUUGUGAUUUAAUCUUUUCAAAAUAUAAACAAGAAAUUGAAAAUUUAAAUAUAAUAUCAAUGAUAUUAAAGAUUACACAUUUAUUUUAUUUCUCACCAACUAUAUCACCACAUCAAUUAUUGGAUUGUUUGAAACAACAACAAGAUCAAGGAGUGAUUGAACAAUUUGAAGAAUUGUUGCAGGAUAUUGGAUCGGUUGAACAGGAUCAAGUACUAUCAUUUGUAUCUCAAAUGUUGUGUCAUGGUUUGAUUGAUGAAUCGAUUCAUCUGCUGAAUCUACUUUCUCGACUACCCAAAUCAAGUUCUUCAAUUCAUCUCAAAUCGACCAUGUCCAACAAUGCAAAUCUUAGACGUUCACCAAUUGGAGUGAUGAUUGAUCUUUUACAACGUAUACCAAUACGUAGAAAGACAAACUUCACCAAUGAAUACAUUCAACUUUGGCAACAGUGGCAUCAAGAGGUUGGUCAAAUUGCAUCGAGUGGUUUGAUGGAAUCUAGUGGUGGUAAUGGAUUAAAAGAAAUGAUUGAUCUACUCAAUGGUGAUGAAAAGAUAUUAAGCAAGUACAAUAAUAAUAGUGGUCAAACUGCUUACUUGCAGUCGGUAGUAACUCAUCUACUCUAUGUUGAACAUGUAUCUUCACCACAACAAAUCCGUCAACUCUUCCUCCACUAUUACACCAAAUUCAAGUCAGCGUCACUCAUUGAUCGAAUCAUCAAAUCAUUGGCUGCACCUGAUCAACUUCAAGUGGCACUCGAGGAAAUGGCCAAACAUUUGCCAUCGUGGUUGGUUGUCCAUGUCACCGAUCUAUUGGUACACCAUCCAUACGUUCUCAAACGUCAACCACAUCAACCAUCACCUCUCCUCUCUACACGUGACCAACUGCUGACUAGCUAUGGUUUUGGAAUUGGCUCAAGAUCCAUCUCUCCUCGACAUUGCCUUUGGUUACAUUAA
Messenger RNA from Cavenderia fasciculata, 1695 nucleotides. It is a transcript of the gene nup85, whose product is annotated as nucleoporin 85. The transcript is spliced from 4 exons. Gene Ontology annotation, cellular component: nuclear pore outer ring. Gene Ontology annotation, biological process: mRNA export from nucleus; protein import into nucleus; positive regulation of DNA-templated transcription. NCBI's taxonomy places the organism in Eukaryota, Evosea, Eumycetozoa, Acytosteliales, Cavenderiaceae. The record is from RefSeq and is a predicted model, not a curated record. Gene Ontology annotation, molecular function: structural constituent of nuclear pore. Bases 1 to 1695 code for a protein of 564 amino acids.